Molecule: messenger RNA, 966 nt
Organism: Cannabis sativa
Lineage: Eukaryota; Viridiplantae; Streptophyta; Magnoliopsida; Rosales; Cannabaceae
Exons: 4
Coding region: 1-966 (321 amino acids)
Source: RefSeq, a predicted model, not a curated record
AUGGAGUAUCUCUCAAGGAUUAUGACUAAGAUUGGCCAGAAGCAGGAAUUCAAGUUCCAUGAAAGAUGUGGAAGUCUACAACUCAACCAUUUGAACUUUGCAGAUGAUGUUCUCCUCUUUUGUCAUGGCGACUUUAAGAGUGUGUACUUCAUGAUGCAAGGCUUAAAAUUAUUCUCUCUCACAUUGGGACUUCAACCGAACCCAUCAAAGUCAGUGUUCUAUUGUAGUGGUAUGCAAGAAGCUGAAAUUCAGAGGAUAAUCAAUGCAACUGGAUUUGGUAGGCAAGUUCUUCCUUUCAAGUACUUGGGAAUUCCUAUAUGUGCUAAAAAGAUUUCAGGGAAAGAAUGUAGUCUACUUGCAGAAAAGAUGGCAGCUAGAAUUAAAACUUGGAGUACUAGAAACAUCUCAUUUGCAGGAAGAGUUGUACUCAUCAACUCGGUCUUACUCUCCAUACAUACCUAUUGGAAUCAAAUCAUGAAACUUCCAAGGGAAGUAAUUACUGAACUUGAAGCAAUAUGCCGAGCCUUUCUUUGGAAGGGUCAAAGUAUGAUGCAAGGUGCAGGACUUGUGGCAUGGGAGAAGGUUUGUUCUCCAAAGAAGGAAGGGGGUGUAGGCUUCAGAAAAAUACCAGAAUGGAAUCAAGCUGCUUUAUACAACUGGUAUUGGAAGCAGGUGGUGAAUGCAAAAGACAAAAUCAAGAGCAUGAUGGAUAUUCAACGGUUUGUUGGAACCCGAUAUUCCAUUGCUGAGGGAUAUAAGAUGCUCUGUCCAGUUCAGCCGAAGAUCACCUGGGAUAGAAAGGUUUGGGGAAGCUCACUGCUUGCUAGAAGUAAAACAAUGGUUGCAAUGGGGCUCGCAAUGCAACUCAAUGCAGCAGCUGGUGAGAGGGAUAAGAAGAGCAAAGCUGUCAAGUUUAAGGAAGAAGGUCCUUAUUUCAAUGAGGAUGCUAUUUGUUUGUACAAAUGA